Molecule: messenger RNA, 1152 nt
Organism: Cyclospora cayetanensis
Lineage: Eukaryota; Apicomplexa; Conoidasida; Eucoccidiorida; Eimeriidae
Exons: 7
Coding region: 1-1152 (383 amino acids)
Source: RefSeq, a predicted model, not a curated record
AUGGCGGCUGAAGAGGAGGAGCUUGCUGAGUGGCUAAUAGGAGGAAGGGGGAUGACUGCAGCGCGCAGCGCUGCUGGAUCUGUGGCGGCAUUUAUUUGCGGAGAGAGAGCCACGAAAAACUCAGGAAGAGGCCACGACGGCGCUCAGGCUGAAGCGACAGCGGAGGCAGCGACAAUACAUAGGCAGAGUGCGUUGUUCUCCUCCCCCGAAAAAACGCCAUUAGAGGGCUUGUUGCAAAAAGAAGCGCCUCGUAAUCACAGUCCCCCGUGUACACCUGAAACAGCCACGGCUGCAGCUGCGCCAGUGGAACGUGACUCGACGAUGGUCGACUUUGGGCAUGAAGAAGGCGCUGCCCAUCAACCCGCAAAACUCGCAGAUGCAGCAGCUCCUCUUCGCGACAGUCCUCCAGCUGCCGUUUCGACUGCCUCCAGAGCAUCUGCCGCUGCGUCUGCAGCUCCCCUUCCGCCUCCAGAAUCCGUCCCCGCCUUCGUCGCUCCCCUCUGCCCUCCCCUCUCCGCCACAGCGCCGCGCAUCGCAGCGCAACCCUCCCCAGAGGCUGCCGCAACACAACCCUCCCCAGAGCUGCUGCUGGCUGCUCUGCGCCUCUUCACCCCCCGACCACUAAUUGCUGCCGGCAACAUCUUCCUUGUCUUCCUGGGUUGCGGGCAGCACAAACAGCCGCGGCACCAGAUACACUCCAGCAGUGGCAGCCUUGUUCGCCUCUUCUUCUUGGCUUUUUUCAGCCUCAUUCUAGGAAUCUCCGAUGCCUUCUGGCUCCUCGUGAAGUGCACUGGACCCUACGGCAUGUCAUGGCUAGAGCCCAAGUUUUAUUGGAAGCCUUUCAUCCUAGGAGCUCCUGCCAUCAGCGCCACUCCAACGGCGGAAUUCUCGCAGGAGAAGCCUCCUCCCGCAAGCGCUUCUGCGACGGAAAGACUGCUCCCCCCAGAGCACCUGCCUGCCGUCUUCCAGAUCUAUCUAGAGCUGGGCACCUUCUGUGUCAGCCCUUUCGUCUGCUUGGUAGGCGCGUGGCUCGCUUGGCGCCUCUACAAGGCACGCUUGCCCUCGCUGGAAGCUCCUCCCCUCGCCUCACUCCGAGGAUCGAACCAUAAACGCAACGCAGCGCUUGAAGCACCCACGCGGCUUGCUGAAUGA